Messenger RNA from Thalassophryne amazonica, 1593 nucleotides. It is a transcript of the gene asb10, whose product is annotated as ankyrin repeat and SOCS box containing 10. Gene Ontology annotation, cellular component: cytoplasm; nucleus. Gene Ontology annotation, molecular function: protein binding. The record is from RefSeq and is a predicted model, not a curated record. Gene Ontology annotation, biological process: intracellular signal transduction. The transcript has 5 exons. NCBI's taxonomy places the organism in Eukaryota, Metazoa, Chordata, Actinopteri, Batrachoidiformes, Batrachoididae. Bases 139 to 1539 code for a protein of 466 amino acids.
AACAACCCUAUGAACCAACCCUGUGAACAGCCGGCAGGCACAUAGUGGACAUUAGCCAGAGAGACUGAAGCAACAACAAAAACAGAGAGGGAGGCCUUCUAGACAUCCUUCACUUAAUCACAUUUUAAGACAUUCGGCAUGUCACACAGCAGCUUUGUCUUCACGCCCAUGGCCUUACGUUCCCUCCGACUGGACGAGGAUUUACUGGAGAGAUACAAGUACAAGAGGCAGCUCACCUCCCAUCCAUAUAAUAGAUGUAUGCUGGAGAAGGAGGCCAGGGAUGUGGCACCGCUCAGGUCCAACGCAGUACGCACGCCAGCAGUCUGCCACGAUGUGGUCGUUCAGAACGCCCUGUAUACUGGAAACCUGGAGGCCGCGCAGCGGUUCUUUCCUAGGGGAUCCUCGGCAAACCUCAUCAUCGAGCCACAGGGAGGAGACAUGCGUUGGGUCACGAGAGGGCAAGGACUGUGGUCGCUGACCUACGAGCAGGAGCUGACCACACCUCUUCACAUCACAGCUGGCAGAGGGUUCAUAGAGUGCCUCAAACUGCUCCUUCAGCGCGGGGCCGACGUCGACCUGGCUCCUGCUGGCAUCACAGCUCUACACGAGUCGUGUCAGAACUGCCAGCCGGAGUGCACCAGACUACUGCUGCUCCAUGGAGCUAACACCAACGCUGUCUCAGAAGAAGACGGCAUCAUGCCGCUCCACGCGUGCACUAGGCCCAAAUCCCUUGAAUGUGCUAAAUAUCUCCUUCAGUACGGUGCAGCAAUCAAUGGGCAGACUCUGGAUGAAGAGGACGCUCCCUUACAUGUGGCAGCCAAGAAUGGCCUCGUGGAGCACGUGGAGCUCUAUUUGCUCUAUGGGGCCGCCGUGGACAACAAGAACAGUGAGGGUCUCACGCCCCUGAACGCCUCCUGCUCACAGCCUCAGAAGGUGGAGGACCUCGAGCGUUACUUCAAGGUGUGCCAGUUACUAGUGGCAGCAGGGGCCAGCGUUAACACAGCGGACCAGGAUAACCGAACUCCGUUGCAUAUGGCCUGUAAGAAUGUAAAUCCAGACGUGGUAGAUCUCCUGCUGGCCAACGGUGCAAACGUGAACGACAUGAGCUACGGUGCUGAAGCUCCAAUGCACAACAUCCUGAAGGAGGUGUGCUACAAGGUUGACCACAACCCUGAGAGAAUUGUCCGUGCUUUAUUGAACCACGGCUCAAUUCUGGUUUGGCCUGGAGCUCUGCACAAGGUUUUGAAGCACUGCUGUGAAUCGCUGCGCACCAUCGAAGUUCUUGUGAACGCUUACAGUCACUUCAAAGUCACAGAUGCCUGGGUGGAAUCGGUCUCCUCUGAGGUGUUUAAGGAGCACAGGGAGUUCUACGAGUCCCUCUUCUCUUUGGCUCUGACUCCUCGCUGCCUGCAGCACUUGGCACGCUGCACAAUCAGGAGCUUCCUGCACAACCGGGUACACAAAGUGGUGCCGAAACUUAACUUGCCCACCUUCAUCAAGAGCUACCUGCUGCUGGCGUGCAGAGGAUACGUUCACUGACAGCUCCGAAAGCAGAGUGCUGCCGAGAGUGUGUAGGCGUACAUGACAUUCAUC